UUUAUUGAUGUCAGUUGUAAAGAAUUAUAUACCGAUAUAUUUUAGCUUAAAUUAUUCAUCAAACCGAAUUUAAUUUCGUUUACACGUGUGUACUAGUCUAGAAAUCGACAAUUUAAUGGGCAUUAUUCGAAAUUUGUAAUGUGUGCAAUUAUUCAUGAAUCCAUGGAUAGUAUAGUUUGUUGUUGCUUCUCCAACCAUGUCAAAUAAAGUCAAAUGCAUAUUAGCAGUUGAGGAGUACACUACUCUUCCUGUGAACUGUUUAUUUAUUGGUCUACCGUCGGUGUUUUCAUUAUGACAAUUAUCGUUAAAUAUGAAUAAAUAAUUCUACCUGUAUUUUUGGUUUCUGAUACACCCUCAUUUUUGAAGUAUCCAGUUCUUUGAAUUGGUUAGUUGGUGUUCAGAACUUGGACUAAGAACGUUCAUAAUGUUCAGUGAGUCGUACCACAACCGUUUGUUGCAAUCAUGCAGUCCUGUGAGCAGAAAACAGUCAGUGCUGGUCCGGCCCGAGCCAAUGGACAGAUUUAUACCAUGCAGACUUGGGAACACUUGGCAGACCAGCUUUCAAGCAAUCCGUCGAGGCACAGAAAACCAGCCAGCGAAAAAGGCGCGCGGCGAUGGCGGCGGGACUGAUGGCACUGGCGGCGGGCGGGACCAUCUCGCUUAUGCUUGUCUUCUCCGCAACGAGCUCCUCGGAGCACAGAUCGAGGAGUUACGGGGUCCACCAGCCAACUGCUCCGAUGGCAACAGAGCGGCGAUAGGCACAGCGCAGCAUGCAUCGACCGUGAAAGCGGCACAGGCGUAUUCACCACCCGUCUUCAAGUUUCGGGCGCCCACCUGUAACGCAGAGGAGAACAUAGAUCCUUCGCCAUACAGCCUCUCACCGGUGUCGGCGAAGUCACAAAAGCUGCUGCGGUCGCCACGCAAGGCCACUAGGAAGAUAUCGAGGAUUCCCUUCAAGGUUUUGGAUGCGCCGGAGUUGCAGGACGACUUCUACCUGAACCUUGUCGACUGGUCGGCGCAGAACGUGCUCAGUGUCGGUCUAGGCAGCUGCGUAUACCUAUGGAGUGCUUGUACUAGUCAAGUAACGAGACUGUGCGACUUGUCAUCGGAAGGGAAUACUGUGACGUCAGUGGCGUGGAGCGAGCGUGGCCACCAGGUGGCGGUGGGUACGCAGAAGGGACACAUAAGUGUAUGGGACGUCACCGUCAAUAAGGAAGUGACAAAACUACAAGGUCACAUAGCCCGUGUGGGUGCUCUGGCGUGGAACGGCGACGUACUGAGUUCCGGCUCAAGGGAUAGGCACAUACGGCAGAGAGAUACUAGGUGUCCGCCUCAACAGUCAGGCCGUGUGCUGCAGGGGCACAGACAAGAGGUGUGCGGCCUCAAGUGGUCGCCGGAUGGCCAGUCGCUGGCUUCCGGCGGCAACGACAAUAAACUAUUCGUGUGGUCUAUGCACUCGACGUCCCCGGUGCAGACGUACUCGGCGCACGUGGCAGCGGUAAAGGCGAUCGCGUGGUCGCCCCACCAGCACGGGCUGCUGGCGUCCGGCGGUGGCACGGCCGACCGCUGCAUACGCUUCUGGAACACGCUCACGUCGCAGCCCAUGCAGUGCGUCGACACCGGAUCUCAAGUGUGCAAUUUAGCGUGGUCGAAACAUUCUAGCGAACUCGUAUCCACUCACGGCUAUUCGCAAAAUCAAAUAUUAGUGUGGAAGUAUCCAUCGUUGACACAAGUGGCAAAGUUAACGGGCCAUUCGUACAGAGUUCUAUACCUGGCUCUCUCGCCCGACGGCGAGGCCAUAGUAACGGGUGCUGGCGACGAAACGCUGCGUUUCUGGAACGUCUUCUCAAAAACACCAUCGCAUAAAGAGAACAAGAGCGUUCUCAAUUUAUACACAGCGCUUAGAUAAAGCAGUAUUAUAAUAUAGAUAAUAAAUAAGUGCUUUUAUGAAUUACCGCAAUACGGUAUGAUAUCGUACGAUUAUAUUGUCACGAUAUAAUAAGUGAAAAAUAUAUAUGAUUACAUGAAUAUAGCAUGUAUAUAUGUAUUUAAUUAUCUACAUGCAAUUACAUAUAUUUUACAUUCAUUAAAUCGUCACUAUAAAUUUGUAUGAUAUCGUUAGAUUAUAGUGUCACGGUAUAAUAAGAGAAUAAUGUAUGUGAUUGUAUUGAAAUGUUCUAAAAUUCAAAUCGUCUUAAUACUUAUACAAACAUAUUCUCUAUAUGCUCUCACAUUAUAUCGUGACGAUAAAAUCCUACGAUAUCGAUACGAUACGAUAAUUUACAAAAGCGCCCAAUAUGUGUUUUCUGUGUAUUAUAUUUGCAUUUAUAGUGAUUAUUUAGUUGUAUGACAGAUGACUAUGAAAUCUAUAAGUAGACGUAUGAACUACGCCUACAGUGAUAACAGAUUAAUCAUGUUACGGGACUGAUUUAGUUGUUGAUUUUGAAUUGAACACGAGUCAAAAUUAUAUUUAAUUUAUUAUAAAGUGUGUAAAUGAUAUUGAUUGUGAUAAAAUGCAAGCUUUAUUGUUGUGACGACUGUGAGGAAACUAAAUCGAGGGCUUUUCGUUAACUAGAAUGUUUAAAAAUGUAUCUAAUAUUUUGUACAGAUGUAAAACAUAAAUUUUAGCUAUUCAUGUAUUUUUUGUCUUUUUCAUUUAGCUUCUAUUUGAAAGAGAGGGGCAAAAAAAAACUGGUAAUAGUUAAAACUGAUUAUAAUUUUUAUAACAUUCAUUUGUAUGUUUUUGUGUGCAAAUUAAGCUGUAUGCUACAUUCCCUGUCAUUUCUUGUAAUGUGCUACAAUGAAUGCGUAAGAAAUGUAAUUUACCUUUAAUAUGGAACAGCUAUAUGUCAGUUAUAUUUUUGGUGUUGCACUACUUUCAAUGUGAAAUGAUUUUUUUUGUAAUUUUUUGUUUUUUAAUAACAAAUGUUUUUUUUUUUUUAAAUAUAAUUACCACUGGUUUAACUAACGUGUAAUUAGAUCGAAAAAGCUCGACUAGUUUCAGUAUCAAUUCGUGAUCCUUAAUCAUUAGCGACUUUGACGCGAGCUUGGCCCUGACUUAUUUUCAUUACAGUCGUCCAAUAAAAAAACACCCCAUCAAAUUCAUACACACUUCAAAUUAUGCUUUUGUAAUAAUGUACAUAAGUUUGUGUAUACUUAUAUAUAUAUAUAAUUUGGGAAUGUUAACAUUUAUGUAUUGGUUACGAUGAGUUUAGUUUUGAUAAACGAGUUUAUUUUGAAAUUUACCAAUCAAACAACUAUUAAUUUGGAUACAAUAUAUUAAUACUUUUUUGUCUAUUUCAGCCAUUAUUAUGUGUAAAUUGUAAUAUUUGAGAGGAAUAUAUAUCUUGUCUAUGCUGUGUAAUUCUCUUAGAUGUUAUUAUUGUAACAAAUUUGUCGGGGACCCUACGUUGUGUAGGUAAAGAAUCUAAUCACUUUCAGGCGAUUCCAUAGAUUUGGUUGUAAGUAUGCGUAUACCGUAAUUUUCUUGCUUUUUGAAUUUAGAUAAUAUAGUUUUUUUUUUAUUGUUGUCUUUUUUUUUGAGGCAUAUGCAGAGAUUUGAAAGUAUUUAUAUUUCUGUAUAUAUAAGUAUAACAUGUCAUGUCUGUAACUUUAGCUUCAGUAAUCUCUUAUUUAAACUUGUAACUUGUAUAAACAAUGAAAAGCAAGGAAGUUAGGUACCGUCAGAUGUUUAUAUGAAUUAUUUUUGUAUAGUCAUCAAUUAUAAUAGAAUAAUAAAUAAAUAUAUGUGUGAUGCUGCCUCACAGUUAAUGUAAAUGCACAAUUUACAAUAAAUGCUUAUCGUUAGUAAAACAAAUAUCUCUUGCAAAUUUCUUGCAAACUUGCAAUUCCACUUGUAAACUGUAAUAUUCCAUUUCUGUUCUAUUUUAAAUGUUGUAUAAUUUCUAAGAUAAUAUCAUCAUAUCAUGGAGUUUUGCCAGUUGUUGCCACGCUUGGCAGGCGGAUUGGCAACUGCAGUAAGUCUUUGAAGAUAUAAGAGGAACGUUGCUGCCCAUUUCUCGAUCAUUAAGCUCCCUUAGAUGCCUCAUAUGAAAUCGACGGAAAAGAAAGGGGUGGCCCAUUCUAUGCCGGGACCACCCGGUGAUAUACUUUGUUAACAUUAUAACUUGUGAUUUUUCAACUUCACUGUUUUUUUUUUUAAUUUGAAUAUUUUUACAUAUGUACCCUCAGUCUACGUAAAAUCGAAUAGAAAUUUACAAAUAAUUUUUAUAAUAAUAUUUUAGAACAUAUUGUAGCAAUUUAAUAAAUAUAUAUUUUUUUAUUGCACUUGAAAAAAAAAAAGAUACAGCGAUUAAUUUAACAAAUUGUUAACAGGGGCGGGCUUGUCUCUGUAACAGAUAUUUUAUAGCCAACCCAAUGCAGUUAGAGAGAAAAUAAUUAGUGGGUAAUCUUGUGCAGGAUUUAAUAAUGUAUUCAAAAGUAAAAACGAAGCGAGCAAGUAUGAUUUGGUAUAUUAAAUUCUACAUAAUGUAUUAAAAUAUUGAAUUGAUUUCGAAUGCGGUGUGUAAGCUUAAAUAUGCCUUAAGAAUCUCUUAAAGUGACUCUUAGUUAGCAAAUAAAGAAAGUUUGCGUUGCAUUGUCUGGCAAUGAAUUUACUGGGUAAGGAGGAAUAACAUCUAAGUCCUCAAGAAUGGCAACGCAUGGGGGGUAUCAUGGGCGAAACAGUAUAAAAAUAGUAAUGUAUAAAAAAAAAACAAACUUUGUAAACUUCAUCAUGAUUAUUUCAGCCACUAUCCGUCCACUACUGGACAUAGGCCUCCCCUAUAGACAGUCAUAAGGAACGGUCCUGAGCCACCUGUACUCACUGCCUUGACUUUGUAAAUUUAUUUGUAUUUAUAUCUCAUAUUGCAUAGAUUAUAAAUGUUAAAUUAUACACCUUUAAAAUGAACAGAAAUCACAAUAAAUACUUAAUGAUGAGGCGCGCUCACAUAGUUUAAAUGUGUGUUGUAUAUUUGUAUGAGUUAUUGUGUGUAUAUUUUUGAAUUGUGCAAUUUAGUUUUUCUAAGUGUUUACGUAUUUUCUAAUCGUGAACGAUUCGAUGAUCGAUUGUUUAUAAACAUCGCAUUUGAAUCGAGUCGACACAAAAGAAAAUAAUGUAUUGGCUUAUAGAAACGAGUAAUAUUAAACGAAACCAAAUACUAAUAAGGUUAUUGUUUGGAUAAAAAUAUUUUUGGUGUUCAAAACGCUAUAUAUAUGUUUUUAGUACACGUUGUAGGAUUUUCGUGUUAUUCUAUAUUUAAAUAAAAGCAUCUAACUAAAAACAGAAAAAAUAGACUUUGUAUUAGAAGUAAUAUAGUAAUAUAUAAUUUUAGUAAUGCAGGCUACGAUAACCGCUUACCAUUAGGUGGGCCGUAUGCUUGUUUACCAUCCCAGUGGUAGAAAAAUAUAUUUUAAUAUAUUACUUGAAACUUUUUUAUUUAUAGGUAGGCGCUGAUAAUUUUUGGUACUCUCUGUGAAACUUUGAAUUCAUAGUAAAUCUAUAUUUGUAUUUUUUAAAACAUUACUUAUUCCUUUUUAAUUUAUUUUGCAUUCUUUUACAUUAUUACUAUUCAGUGUCGUUAUCCUAUUAUCAAUAAAGAAAGGUAUUAAAAAUGAAAAAAAAAAACCAAAAAUUAAUGCCUUGAGGUGGUGAAAAUAUAUAUCUGGUUGAUUAUAAAUCUUGAACUAAUACGAAAGCUUGCAACGUGUUAAAAAAAAGUUUGGCUUUGAAAUUAUUUAUAAAAUAAAACUUAAUUUAUAAUAUAUAUUUCUUUAAAAAUUUGUAAGACUAAAAAUUUGUGAAGGGUUGAUCGCUGUUAAAGUUCCUUUAAUAUAAUCUAAUAAUACUUAGUAUCUAUUUCUCAUCUUAUUCUGCCCCUAAUUUAGCAUAUAUCUAUUAACCAGCGACUGACUCUUACGUAGAGUAAAUGUAUCGAGAUAUAUUUAUUUAAAUAUAGGAAGAGAUAUAAUAUAUUUUAUUGCACAUUUGUUAAUAUAGUUUAGAGUACAUUUCUUUAAUUAUACUUCUAAUUAACCACCGACUCUGCUACCAACCCACGUUCGAAAUAUAAAAAUAAAGUUAUUUUAGUAGUAACGAAUAACAGAUAAAGCAAAGGUACAAAUCCAUUCAGCUUAAGCUUACGGAUAUGUAUUUUUUUUUUUAUAAAUCUCCUUGACAAUUGCACAUAAAGUGACCAAUGAGUGAGAAACAAGCCAAUGUGUGCUUUUGUCGAUGAGUCCAAAUACAUACAAUAGAAUAAUAUGUAAUUAGACUCGUAAGAAAGUAUUGUAAUAAAUCUAUUUAUAGUAAGUACUUAAUUUGCCAAAAUUAUUAAUGUUUAUUUUUUUUUUAAGAAGAUUGGGUUGAAGUUUGAGUUGGUAGUGAUAUAAAAUAAAUUUUCUAUGUGUGAUGUAUA
Molecule: messenger RNA, 6416 nt
Organism: Galleria mellonella (greater wax moth)
Lineage: Eukaryota; Metazoa; Arthropoda; Insecta; Lepidoptera; Pyralidae
Gene: fzr
Product: fizzy-related protein homolog
Exons: 9
Coding region: 425-1909 (494 amino acids)
Biological process (GO): anaphase-promoting complex-dependent catabolic process; positive regulation of ubiquitin protein ligase activity; positive regulation of anaphase-promoting complex-dependent catabolic process
Cellular component (GO): anaphase-promoting complex
Molecular function (GO): anaphase-promoting complex binding; ubiquitin ligase activator activity; protein binding
Source: RefSeq, a predicted model, not a curated record